AUGCAGGUAUCCAUUGGUACACACAAUCUGGGUGUGGUCGAAGCUUCAGUGGCCGACACUGCAGACUAUGACCUCAUCCUGGGGUUCACUGAGCUACGGAGGCUCAAACCCACCAUACAAUGGGAUACGGGCCAGCUGGAGUUCAAGACUCAGGAGCAGGACCGACCCCCUAGGAGACCCCCUGAAGCAGCAAGAGCAGGGGACCUAACCAUGAGGAGACCAACCCUUCAUGGUAACGAGUUUGUCUCAGCAGAGCGCAUACUACGAGCAGCUCUGGAAGAUGGACCCAUAGGGUUCAUGCUGUUAGAGGAGCCACCAUCAUCACUCCCAGCCUUUGGGUUUGUACCUACAGGCGCAGACAAAGGAGUCGAGAUGGAGGUGGAGGUAGACAAGGUGGUGACGGCUGCAGACAUACCAAAGCCAUACCAACACCUGCGAGAUGUGUUUGAUGAGGUGGAAGCAGACAAGCUGCCCCAUCAUACCGAGCAUGAUCUCCACCUCGAGUUGAUAGAAGGAGGGAAGCCACCUCAAGGGCCCCUAUACCUUAAGGGACCCAAGGAGAUGUCCGAGUUGAGGAGAUACUUGGAUGAGAACCUCGAGAAGGGGUUCAUAAGACCAUCGAAGAGCCCGGCACGAUCACCAGUGCUCUUCGUACCAAAGAAGGAUGGAGGUCUCAGACUCUGUGUGGACUACAGAGGUCUCAACGAGAUCACUGUCAAGAACAGGGCACCAUUGCCCCUCAUCGAGGAGCAGCUGUUCUUACUCAGGAAGGCAAGGAUCUAUACCAAGCUAGACCUUAGAGCAGCAUACAACCUCAUCCGGAUUGCUAAAGGAGAUGAAUGGAAGACAGCUUUUGGCACUCAGUUGGGACUCUAUGAGUACCUAGUGAUGCCCUUUGGCCUAGCCAAUGCUCCGGCUCACUUCCAGUCAUUCAUCAAUGACAUCUUCCGAGACAUCAUUGGAGUAUAUGUAGUGGUAUACUUAGAUGACUUCCUGAUCUUCAGUGACACUGAAGAGGUACAUGUGAAGCAUGUCACCGAGGUCCUCACUCGUUUAAGGAGCAACAGGCUCUUUGCUAAGCUGUCGAAGUGUGAGUUCCACACCAAGACAGUCGAGUUCCUGGGGUACAUCAUCAAGCCAACGGGCAUAGAGAUGGACCCAGAAAAGGUGCGCACUGUCAAGGAGUGGCCAAUGCCAGAGUCAAUCCAUGACAUCCAGAGGUUCCUGGGUUUUGCCAACUUCUAUCGAAGGUUCAUAGCCCACUUUGCUCGCAUAGCCAAGCCCUUGACAGCACUGGUAAAGCCUAUAGAACGGUUCAAGAAGCUCGAGCUACCAGAGGAGGCCCAACAGGCCUUCCACAAGCUCAUCCAGGCCUUCACAUCAGCAGGAGUGCUUCAGCACUUCGACUACCACCUCCCAACAAGGUUGGAGACUGAUGCAAGUGACUUUGCUAUAGCAGGAGUGCUCAAGCAGGAGCAUGAAGGACGAUGGCAUCCAGUGGCCUUCUACUCUAGGAAGAUGUCUUCUGCCGAGAAGAACUAUGAGAUCCAUGAUAAGGAGCUCCUAGCUGUGGUCGCCUGCCUCACUCAGUGGCGACACAUGCUAGCUGGACUACCGAACCAACUGGUCAUCCUCACUGACCAUGAAGCCCUCAAGUACUUCAAGUCACAGAGACGCAUCACAGGUCGACAGGCUCGAUGGGCCAUACUACUAGCAGACUUCGACUUCAUAUUGCAGUAUCGACCAGGAGACAAAGGUGGUGAACCCGAUGCUCUCACCAGAAGGACAGACAUGCAACCAGCUGGUGAAGAGCAGGAUCACAAUGUGAGGCAACUACUGCCUCCUCGAGUAUUCAAGGAGACAGCAGACCAUGACUCGACCCUAGUGGCCCCUAUGCUCUCGAUGGAGUCCAUAGCAUCAAAAGGUCUCAAAGACCUGGUCAAGAUCUUCCAGCCCUUAGACCAAGAGCUACAGGAGAUACAUAGGAAGAAGCCCUUCGAACUCAAGGACGACCUAUGGUACAGUGGAGGAAGGUUGGUUAUCCCCAAAGUAAUCAUGCCAGGGAGGACCAACAACUGA
This is a messenger RNA of Ustilago hordei, 2079 nucleotides long. RefSeq lists its product as uncharacterized. Bases 1 to 2079 code for a protein of 692 amino acids. The record is from RefSeq and is a predicted model, not a curated record. Lineage: Eukaryota; Fungi; Basidiomycota; Ustilaginomycetes; Ustilaginales; Ustilaginaceae. The transcript has a single exon.